Messenger RNA from Sphaeramia orbicularis (orbiculate cardinalfish), 1605 nucleotides. RefSeq names its product activator of 90 kDa heat shock protein ATPase homolog 1-like. The coding region runs from base 101 to 1111 and encodes 336 amino acids. The record is from RefSeq and is a predicted model, not a curated record. Gene Ontology annotation, molecular function: protein-folding chaperone binding; ATPase activator activity. Gene Ontology annotation, biological process: protein folding; positive regulation of ATP-dependent activity. Gene Ontology annotation, cellular component: cytosol. NCBI's taxonomy places the organism in Eukaryota, Metazoa, Chordata, Actinopteri, Kurtiformes, Apogonidae. The transcript has 9 exons.
CAUUAGUAUUUACGGUAUAGGCUCCGCUACAUCAGUAAUUACGGUAUUAUAAGUUCUUCUACAUUGAUAGUUACGACCCGUGGUGUGUUCAGGGUCAAUCAUGGCUAAGUGGGGAGAAGGAGACCCUCGGUGGAUCGUGGAGGAACGAGCGGAUGCCACAAAUGUCAACAACUGGCACUGGACGGAGCGGGAUGUUACCAGCUGGUCAUCAGAGCGUCUCCGUAAGCUGCUGCUGGGUGUUCAGGUUCAGGGGUCAGAGGGUGUAUGUCAGGUGACCGAUGUGAGCAAAUUGGACGGAGAAGCUUCCAUCAACAACCGCAAAGGGAAACUGAUCUUCUUUUAUGAGUGGCAACUCAGAGCCAACUGGCUGGGUACAACCAGCAGCGGUGUCAAAUACAGAGGGACGGUGGAGGUGUCCAACCUGUCGGACGAAAAUGAUGAGGAUGACCUUGAUAUCACGGUGUCUCUGUGCAAAGAUCAGCCGGACACACCAUUGCUACAGCUCAUGAAGAAGAAUGGCACCAAAGAAGUCAGGAAGGUUCUGGGAGAAUACGUCAAGCAACUCAAAUCAGAGUUCAGUCAGGGGAUGAUUUUACCAACUGCUAACGGACCACAGGCCCCACCCCCUCCAAAGAAGACCCAGAUCCAGACUAGUAAAAUGCAGAUCCAGACCACCAAGACUCAGACGAGCUCCGCCCACAGUCAGAUGGGCAUUCGUAUCCCGACGUGCAAUUUCUCACUGACGGAAACGUUUCUCACAUCAGCUGAUGAGCUGUACAGGACUUUCAUCAACCAGGAGUUUGUGCAGGUAUUCACGCGCUCAGCGGCAGUGGUAGAUGGUCGUCGCGGAGGGAGGUUUCAGCUGCUUGAUGGGAGUGUCAGCGGAGAGUUCACAAACCUGGUACCCGACCAGAAGAUUGAGAUGAGGUGGAGGUUUAGAACCUGGCCCAGUGAGCACUAUGCCUCAGUCAGUCUGCAGCUGGAGGAACAAGGAGGUGAGACCGAGCUGAAGAUGGAGUGUGUUGGAGUCCCAUCAGGGGAGGAGGACUCCACUCGUGAGGGCUGGAAGCGCUUCUACUUCCAGGCCAUAAAACAGACAUUUGGAUACUGAUUUCCACAUUCAGGACGUUGGAGACCUUGAACCCUGCUGCUUUUCUGUGAGGACUCUGAGCCAUGCCACCUGCAGCUCGUUUGGUAGGAUAAGCUGGGGUUUUAUUUGACUGAAGCACUGUGGAAGGAUGACCUGACUUUAUUGAUAAUGAGCUGCUGUGGACCAAUCAGUGAGGCUCACUGAGGGCUGAGUUUCAGCAGAAUCAUAAUUUAUUAAAAGAGAAAAUGUUUACCCAAAGUCUGCAACUGUUUGCUAUUAAAUAUUUACACAGCUUCCUCCUGAUCAAGACAUCUAAGAGGAAACCAUGAAAACUGAACUACAGAACCGAGUCUUUAGAUUGUCUCUGAUCAUCUCUGGUCUCUAGAUGUUCUUUAGAUAUUUCCAGAUGUUCCCUCAGUGUUCUCCAAACAUUCAAGUUCUUCUUUAUCCUCCACAUGUUCUCUUAAUGCUCUCCCACUGUUUGCUUAACCUUCUCUAAGCAUCCUCAGAAUGUU